Charadrius vociferus (killdeer) is the source of this 552-nucleotide messenger RNA. It is a transcript of the gene SMDT1, whose product is annotated as single-pass membrane protein with aspartate-rich tail 1. Gene Ontology annotation, cellular component: mitochondrial inner membrane; uniplex complex. The coding region runs from base 1 to 261 and encodes 86 amino acids. The transcript is spliced from 4 exons. Gene Ontology annotation, biological process: mitochondrial calcium ion homeostasis; calcium import into the mitochondrion. The record is from RefSeq and is a predicted model, not a curated record. NCBI's taxonomy places the organism in Eukaryota, Metazoa, Chordata, Aves, Charadriiformes, Charadriidae.
AUGCCCAAAUUUGUAUGGAGCGCUCGCCUGCGGGAGGGUGACGGGAGCGGCCCUGAGGGGUCGGGGCGGACCCGGGCAGCCCGUUUCCCCCCGAGCGGGGCGGCGCUGCCCCGACCCUUGCAGACACCCUUCGGCCUCCUCAGAGUGUUCAGCGUUGUGAUCCCUUUCCUGUAUGUCGGGACUCAGAUCAGUAAGAACUUUGCAGCCCUACUUGAAGAACAUGAUAUCUUUGUCCCAGAGGAUGAUGAUGACGAUGAUUAAAGGAACUGUAACAGAAGAACAGAAGGGAGAAAACCAUUGACAAAGCAAUGGUUCCAACAUCUGUCACCUGUGUUUUGUCCUUCCUAAAUGGGACAGGGGCUCUGUAGCCCCUUUGCCAGUGAGUGUCCUGGGCUUGUCUGUAUGAUGGAAAUCUGUAGAUCUGGGUUGAAGGAAGUGCUUGAUAGGCCCUGCAUCCUUGCACGCACACAAUCACCUCAUCAAAGACUGCUUGGGAUUACUUUUAUUAGCAAUAUGGAAAACACUUAAUUAAAGAUCAAGAGAUUGAGAUGC